This is a messenger RNA of Oryctolagus cuniculus (rabbit), 2244 nucleotides long. Lineage: Eukaryota; Metazoa; Chordata; Mammalia; Lagomorpha; Leporidae. The record is from RefSeq and is a predicted model, not a curated record.
GCCAAAGAAAGCCUGAAACCCAGACACCUGACACAUUGAUCGGGCUCUUUCUAGAACACUCAAGAGCCUCCCUACCCAGACACCUGUCCCCAGGAGCCUGGGAUCCACCCCAGCAGGUUUUGGCUGUUGCCUCUGGCCAGGUGAUCUCUGUGUCCUGUUCUCCUCUCUGGGCCACUGAAAAUUACGGACACAGGCUCAGCUUGCCCACCCCUUCUAACCACCCUUCUCCUCCACCUUCCUGCCUUCACGGGACCUGAGGCGGCCCUGCCAUCUCCUACCACCAACCUGCUGUGUCCUUUCCACAGGAUGGGGCUAGUGGGCAGCAAAAAGCAAGUCAAAGAGAAGGGCAAGAGCCACUGGAGCCCCGCGACGGUCAGCGCUCAGAGCAAAGCACCCCCACCACUACCGCCCCUGGUCGUCCUUAACCACCUGGACCCCCCACCUCCCAGUGAACUCCCGGAGCAAGAGGGACAUUUUGUGGUGGCCCUGUACGACUAUGCAGCCGUGAAUGACCAGGACCUGCACAUGGUGAGGGGCGAGAAGCUACAGAUCUUGCAGGAAACUGGAGACUGGUGGUUGGCCAGGUCGCUCGUCACGGGGAAAGAAGGCUACGUGCCCAGCAACUUUGUGGCCGGAGUCGAGUCCCUGGAGGUGGAAAAGUGGUUCUUUAAGUCAAUCAGCAGGAAAGAGGCCGAGAGGCAGCUUCUAGCUCCAGUCAACAAGGCCGGCUCCUUCCUCAUAAGAGAGAGCGAAACCAGUCAAGGCGCUUUCUCUCUGUCGGUGAAGGACGCCAGCCCCCAGGGGGAGGUGGUCAAACACUAUAAGAUCCGCUCCCUGGAUGAAGGGGGCUACUACAUCUCCCCCCGGGCCACCUUCCCCUCCCUCCAGGCCCUGGUGGAGCACUAUUCUGAGAAGGGGGACGGUCUAUGCCAGAGGCUGACCCUGCCCUGUGUGGGCGUGGCUCCUCAGAGCCCCUGGGCCCAGGACGAGUGGGAGAUCCCCCGGCAGUCUCUGAAGCUGGUCAGGAAGCUGGGCUCAGGGCAGUUUGGCGAAGUCUGGAUGGGUUACUACAAGAACAACGUGAAGGUGGCCAUCAAGACCUUGAAGGAGGGAACCAUGUCUCCAGAAGCCUUCCUGGGCGAGGCCAACCUGAUGAAGACCCUGCAGCACGAGCGGCUGGUGCGCCUCUACGCCGUGGUCACCAGGGAGCCCAUCUACAUCGUCACGGAGUACAUGGCCAGAGGCUGCUUGCUGGAUUUCCUGAAGACGGAUGAAGGCAGCAAAUUGUCCCUCCCACGGCUGAUCGACAUGUCAGCCCAGAUUGCCGAAGGCAUGGCGUACAUAGAGCACAUGAACUCCAUCCACCGCGACCUGAGGGCGGCCAACAUCCUCGUGUCCGAGGCGCUGAGCUGUAAAAUCGCUGACUUUGGCCUGGCCCGCAUCAUCGACAGCGAGUACACCGCCCAGGAGGGAGCCAAGUUCCCCAUCAAGUGGACUGCGCCCGAAGCCAUCCAGUUCGGGGUGUUCACCAUCAAAGCAGACGUGUGGUCAUUUGGGAUCCUCUUGAUGGAAAUUGUCACGUAUGGGCGGGUGCCAUAUCCAGGGAUGAGCAACCCCGAGGUCAUCCGCAGCCUGGAGCGCGGCUACCGCAUGCCGCGCCCGGACUCCUGCCCGCCCGAGCUGUACCGCGACGUCAUCGCCGAGUGCUGGCGGGACCGGCCGGAGGAGCGGCCCACCUUCGAGUUCCUGCAGUCGGUGCUGGAGGACUUCUACACGGCCACCGAGCGGCAGUACGAGCUGCAGCCCUAGGCACGCGGCCCCGCCCCCUGGCUCACCUGUGCGAGCCUCGGGCCCGGGGUGAACCGCACCUGUGGACCGCUGCGGCUCUUCUUCAGGCCGCGGGCGAGCCGGACGGGCCGAGGGGUACUGGCGCACCCACGUCUCCGAUCAGGAACCAGGGGUAGAGGCGACCUCGCAGGAUCGCCGGCUGGGCCCUGGAACGACUUCCCGAGCCCCUCUGUGCGUUGGCACCACAGGGCAGGACCGUGUGGCUUUUCACGCCUGUCGUUCGCUCUGACCGCCGCAGGGUUAAGCCUCGGGAGGUGCGCAGAGCAGUGCCAGCACCGCGCAGGCGCCGCCGUGCGCCCGGAGCCGCGCCCUGCUUGCUGCCGGGGUGGGGGGCCCCCGACCCAGGCGGCACUCCGCACUUUGGGACUGUUCUGUAAUAAAGUCGCAAGAGUCUGA